Pecten maximus is the source of this 2786-nucleotide messenger RNA. RefSeq lists its product as uncharacterized. The record is from RefSeq and is a predicted model, not a curated record. Bases 72 to 1967 code for a protein of 631 amino acids. The transcript is spliced from 10 exons. Gene Ontology annotation, cellular component: spindle pole; centrosome. NCBI's taxonomy places the organism in Eukaryota, Metazoa, Mollusca, Bivalvia, Pectinida, Pectinidae.
GUCAUUUUUGACAGGUGCGCCAUUUAUAAACAAACAGAUCUGUCGAUGCCUGUCAUCCCUAAUCAGAGAAAAUGCCUACUGGUGAUUUAACGAAUAACCUCAGAAAGUUACAGAAGGAAGUCAAGCUUAUCAAGUAUAAUGAAGACCUUGACCUUGCCAAUAUGUCCUUGGGGAAGCCCACUGCCUUCUUGCCUCUCUACCACUAUGCCUUCACAAGUUACAGCCAUGCACUGGCAGAGCUUAUCUCAGCAUCAGAUGCAGAGCUCUAUGGCAAGACAGAUUUCCGAUUUAUUGAAGCUAUGUACAAGAUACUGCGAGAUUUGUUCAGCUACAAGCCCCUCAUCACAAAAGAACAAUUCUUUAAUGCUGGGUUUGCAGAAAGGAAGAUAAUUAUGUGUUCUGAAGUGUUACACAUGGUCCGUGAAAAGAGUCGUGUAUUGAACCCGCCAAAGAAAUCAGCUACAGGGGGUGCUGCUGUCAGUGGACUGGUACAACUUGGUACUGCAAAGGUAAAUCGACCAAAGUCAGUCGAGCCAUUGUCUAAUGAAGCAUCAACAUCAACCUGUGUGACAGCAAAGAGGCCAAAGACAGCGACGCAUACAAAACAAGUAAGAGUUGCUUCCCCUUGUGAAGUGACAUCUGCACCACAGGUGGUGAAUGAACUUUUACAACCUCACAAGCCUCAAGGUCACCCUAUACGUCACAUGACUAGUCAUGUUGCAGAUUAUAGGCAGCACCCACCACUUCCUACAGAGGUAGCUUCACCACCUCAUCUCACCAAAGAGAGGCUGAUGACAAAAGUACCAAUACAAGCAUCAUCAGAAGUACACUUCAUGCCUGUCACAUCCAGUGUGACCAGAAACAGAUCUUCACUUGUAAAGACAGUUUCCACAGAGCGUCCAGAGGAAGAGGAGGAUGAAGAAGAAAGUGAAGAGGAUGAAAUAGAGACUGUCAAUGCUGUUACUCGAGGGGAAUCUUUUUUAGAACCACAAUUUGGGACAAACAGCCCUGCAAGUCAGCCAUAUGUACAGAGUGAAGAGUCCCUACAAUACAAUAGGACGAUACAGGCUGUUGUGGAUCGUAUGAACAGUUUAGACACAGUGGUAAAGAACAUCGCUGGACUUGUUGAGUCCCAGGUUUCAGUCAGCUCAGAUGAUAAGGUUAACGCUACACUGACAACUAUUCAGCAGCAGCUCGAGACCCUCAUGGCUCGUAUGGUACUUGUGGAGAACAGGGUAGCCUUGGUAGAGGCUAGGCUUAGUGGUAGUCAAGCUGUAGCUAGUGAGCCUAGUAAAGGGUUGAAGGAUAUUGGACAUGGGAAACCUGAGGCAUCUCGUGGUGCAGCACAGACUUGGGGUUCUGGUGAAAUGUACCGAAUCACCACACAUAACCAAAAUGGAUCAGAAUCUCACCAAAAUGUUCCCAAAGCACCAAAUGUCCUGUCAAGUUUAGGUGCUGGAGAUGGCCUGGAUAAACAGAGUUCCGACGUAGUGGAAAUCCACAGUGGACGGUCCAUCUCGGCUUCAGUUACACCAAAGGAAGCACAACCUGCAGACCACCAGAUGCAACUCCUGACAGCAAAUCACUCUAAUGGAAGCAGUGUAUUUAGUGACCUCUUGGGCUAUCCUCGACCAAACCUGACCUCUAGUGACAUCAACGACUCGGCAGCAGUGGGUCUGUCACCGAUACGGAAACCAACAGAUUUAUCAGUCAACCAUAGUGUAACACUACCACCCUUUGAUUUGACCAAUGACGACACAUUUGCAGCUGUGACACAGGAUGAGAAGCGAUUAUCGAGCACGCCUACCAAACACCCUGUUAUGCUGGAGAGCCUUGGAGACUCCCUGUCUUUCCAUUUUGGAGACACCACAUCACAAGAAAGAAUGCUGAGGAUCAAAGCGAUGAUCAAGGAAACGGAGCACAUGCUUAUAAAGCCUACCUCAACUCUGACAGGCGAGAAUUCCUGACUCCCCAGUUCUCCUAAUGCCAACCCAUGUAGAAGUGCCAUUCCAGAUGAUUGUUGUCAUCCUUCUUAUCAUCAUGAUCACCAUCAUGUCAUCAUCAUCCUCGCAGACAUCGUCAUCUAUUGUAUACAUUCCGUCCAGGUUUACAGAGAGUUUGAAAAUUGAUACAGACACCAUUUUGUAUAUCAAUAGCUAUAAGUGGAGAAUGAAACUCCAGACUUACAGAGUUACUUUAUGUACUACAUAUAUAAAUGAGAUCCAGAUAGCCGGGUAAAUGGCUGUCAUGUCAUAUCAGUCUUUACUUUUGUUUAGUUACACCAGUAAACCAUGUGGUUCAUGCAGCUAAUUUUUGACGAGGCCAACAGAAAUUUUUCUAUAUGAUUGCAAGUGAUAUUUUUUUCAAUUCUGCGUCAAAAUAUGAUAUAAUAAUAUGCUUAAAAAAUGAUGUGUAUUUUUGUUACCAAAUUUAGUCUUAUAGUGUAUUUCCAAAAUAUAAUUAUGCUACGGUUCUUACAUUUAAAUGCUUUAGUCAAAACUUCACAUAGUAUAGAGUCAAGUCCAAGAUAAUUUAUAAUAUUAUCAUUGGGUGUAGACUUAAGACUCUUUGAUAUUCUGGAGUUCAAACUUGUGUCCAAGACUGUGGUAUGUUUUAAUGGCAUUCAGUUACAGAAUAUCAAUGGGUGGUUUGGUUGUAGAAGUAGGGUAUUAGGUAUAUUAUUAAUUAUAUUACACUUGUUUAAGGUAUGUUGUUACACGUAGUUAUGCUGUACUACUUUAUAACACUGUUUGUUUAAUUUUAAUAAACAUAAAGUAAAAACAAGA